AAUCCUGUAUGUUUCAGACUGCAUCUGCUAUUGUAUCAGAAAACAUUUGUGGGCAUAAACUUGAAAUAAUUUGUGAUCCAAAGCUUCGAGAAAGAAAAUAUGGAAUUGUUGAAGGAAAACCAUUAAGCGAAUUAAGAGCAUUGGCAAAAGCUGCAGGGCAGAGGUGCCCUGCUUUUACUCCUCCAGGAGCAGAGACUGUGGACGAAGUUCAGGCUCGAGCAAAGGAGUUUUUCAAUUAUUUAUGUAACCACCUUAUGCAACGUGCAGAGAAAGGCAACACUGUACCAGAUCGUAUUGAUACCGUGGCUGAAUAUUCUGGAGACUUGCACAGUUCACUCAAACAUCUCAACAGUGUGGAUUCCAGCAGUUGUGACAUAAAUAAUAGCAUUUCGCACAAGGCUGAAGAUCUGAUAGCCACGGUACUCAUCGUCAGUCAUGGUGGAUUUAUGCUACAGUGGGUUAGCUAUUUUGUCAAGGAUCUGAAAUGUCCUUUACCAGUAUCUUUUGACCAGUCCAAGGCCUUUUCUGUCUGUCCAAAUGCAGGAAUAAGCAGUUUUGUUGUCACUUUUGAUCAGAUUGCCGACUCUUCUCCUCAGAUAGUUUGUGAUUAUCUGUACGAUUGUAGCCACCUUGAAGACAUUGGUGUUUGACAGGAUGUAUUUUUAGUCUGAGCCCUCAGUGAUAAUUUAUUUUUUUUCAGGCACUUUAGUUGUAAAAUUAUUUGCCAAUAUACAGAUUCGGUUUGGAUUAAAUCCAUAUUAACUUGUUUAGGACAAAUGCACAAUAGAGCAGAUGCUGGAAAUCUGAAUAUGCUGGCCACACUCAACAAGUCAGGCAGCACCUGUGGAGAGUGAACAAAAAUCUUUCAGAUUUGAAUUUUUUUUUAUCCUCAGACCUUGAAUUUAAAACUAAAAAUAUAUAGCAGAUUCUAAGCAAGUACAAUGGCAGAAAGUGGGAUGUAGGAAAGAAUAAAAGGUAUGAGUUCUGAGAGGGAGGAUGGUGGGAAAGAUUAAAUGCCUUAAGGCAUGAUUGUGCAAGAUAAAAGGAAAUGGUACAGGCCAAGUAAAGAAACAAGAAUCUAGAGGUAACGUAAUUGUGAGUAGCAGAAUUGUCAUUAGCUGCAAUUUGAAAAUAAGGUUGCGUUUCCUGCUUUUCCAGUGCUGACAAAAGGUCAUCUGGAUAAAUCUUAACUUUUCCUGUCUGCACAGAUGCUUCCUGACCUGCUUAAUAUUCCCAGCAUUUCUCUCAUUUUAGCCUUUUUUAAAUUUUUACUCUGGUAUAUUAAAAUAGUGCAACAAAACUUUAAUUUAUUUUCUAAAAUAAAUUAUUGAUAUUUUCUUUCAUAUUGCAUCAAUUAAAAAUAUUCUCCACCUGCUUUAAUGGCUAAAAAUAUUGUAUCACGCAUUGUCAUUUAAUUUCCUGACUGAGGGAAUGUAUUCUUAAUUGUUUGUUUGAAGACUACAGCUACUGGUUAACUCUGUGAUAAAUUCGGCACAGUGGAAGAGUCCUGUACAAAAAUGCUGUAGUUAUUGUGUGCAAUGUUUAAAAACUAGUAGUACAUAAUAAGACUUGUAUGCCAGUGACAUUACUAAGCAUAUAAUUGAAAGAUUUUAAGCACCUUGAGAGGGGCUGUCACCACUGAUGGAAAACUUGAACAUAUAGCUGCAUCAAGCUGUUUACCUUGUGCUAUGUUAAUAUAAAAUGAAUACAUUUGUUACAAAUGAAUAUUUGAUUAAACUGAGAUUGAUCAAUAAAACUUCAGAUAUUUAUGUAUGUUACAAUGGAGAGAAGAAUAAAAUACAGUGUGUCAUA
This is a messenger RNA of Rhincodon typus (whale shark), 1812 nucleotides long. RefSeq names its product TP53 induced glycolysis regulatory phosphatase a (gene tigara). Lineage: Eukaryota; Metazoa; Chordata; Chondrichthyes; Orectolobiformes; Rhincodontidae. Gene Ontology annotation, molecular function: fructose-2,6-bisphosphate 2-phosphatase activity. Gene Ontology annotation, cellular component: cytosol. The transcript has 3 exons. Gene Ontology annotation, biological process: negative regulation of programmed cell death; positive regulation of DNA repair; negative regulation of glycolytic process. The coding region runs from base 9 to 650 and encodes 213 amino acids. The record is from RefSeq and is a predicted model, not a curated record.